This is a messenger RNA of Polistes dominula (European paper wasp), 1204 nucleotides long. RefSeq lists its product as uncharacterized. The record is from RefSeq and is a predicted model, not a curated record. NCBI's taxonomy places the organism in Eukaryota, Metazoa, Arthropoda, Insecta, Hymenoptera, Vespidae.
AAUUAAUUCAUAUUUUAACUGUUCAUCAAAGUGUCAAAGCAUUUAUUAUUGUUUAAUAAGAUAUUUUGUGGAUAAUAUUGUUUUAGUUAUUAAAUAUUCGUUAUUGUUUAUAAGUGAUAUAUGAUAUAAAUCAUGAAUAAUCUCGAUUUUAGUCAAUUAUCAGAUAUAUCAACUAUAUCACGAAUUUCACGAAGUUCGCAAUUAAUGGGUAGAUUAGAUUCAAUUUUACUUUCCAACGAGCUAGAACAUCACUCUAGUCUUAUUCAAAAUAAUAAAGCUACAACUGCACCUGAACAAGAUCAUCAUGACGUUUUUAGGGAAGUUACAAAAUCAUUUAUUGAUUGUCAGAAUAGUAUCAGCGAAUAUGCCAAAGUACAGUUGAUUUAUGAAUGUUUAAAGGAAAUAUGUUUAAAUAAAAACAUUGCAUUACCAGAUGAAACUAAAGACAAAUUGAAAGGAUUGUUAGAAUCAUAUGAAAUAAAUAAAAUCAAAGAUAUCUCGAUAACUCUUAAACAAGGAUUGGAAGAUUUAAGUAUACUGGGUAUUCAAGAUUUUCCUAAAUAUAAAUUAAGUUACGAAGAAAGAUUAAAUGUAAAAGCUUGCGUUGACGCAUUGAUGCAAGAAAAAUUGCAUGAUUUUUUAUUAAAAUAUGAGGAAUUAGGUGGUAAUGUUAAAGAACUUCAAAAAUUAAACAGUCUCAACACUAAUAACCAAUUAACAGAGAAUACAGAUUUAGAAUUAUUAAAAUGGAAAGAUAAGUUUGAUAAUAUUUUAGCGCAUUAUAAAGAUCGUUUAAUACAAAGUACAGAUUUGAUCAACGAAUGGAGAAAAGUAAAAAAUGAAGAUGUCAAGGAAAUUUAUGAUAAAAAGGCACAAAUCUUAUCAUUGCAAUCGCAAAUAGCUGAAGUACAAGCUAAAGUAGCUAAAUUAACCUGUUUAAUCAAAAUGUAUACGGAAACACCUAAGACAAUUGAAUCAUAUAAAAUAUUAAAUAAUACUUUAGACGAUAAGAUGUUAGAAUUAAGUAAUGAAAUUAAAAGGAAAAGUCAUUUGAAAAAGCUUUAUCUUGAUUUACAAAAUACAGAAUAUGAUAAUAUAUUAAAGACAUAUUUACACCUGUGUAGCGCUAUUAAAAAGAAAAAACAAAUAAUGGAAAUGCUUUAAGAACAAAAUGUAUAUUUUUAUAUAUGUGUAUAUAUAUAUA